Molecule: messenger RNA, 10005 nt
Organism: Seriola aureovittata
Lineage: Eukaryota; Metazoa; Chordata; Actinopteri; Carangiformes; Carangidae
Gene: hipk2
Product: homeodomain interacting protein kinase 2
Exons: 15
Coding region: 302-4042 (1246 amino acids)
Biological process (GO): intrinsic apoptotic signaling pathway in response to DNA damage by p53 class mediator; peptidyl-threonine phosphorylation; smoothened signaling pathway
Cellular component (GO): PML body; cytoplasm; nucleus
Molecular function (GO): transcription corepressor activity; ATP binding; protein tyrosine kinase activity
Source: RefSeq, a predicted model, not a curated record
UGUCGCACAAUAGCUGAAGUAAACCUGUCAUCGUGGCUCAUCCUGUGAGCCUCCAGAAACACACCGCUGGUGGGAUUUGACUCGCACAGCCUCUCUUCUGUCGCUUCCCUCGCAUUGGACCCUACGUUUGAAAACGCCUGGAUAUGAAUUAUGAGCAUUUUCCUCACUAAUGAACUGGGCCAGUAAUGCAGGAGACCACGGCGACUCUCUCAUCAGUGUUUCAAGAUGGCAGAUUUUUAUUGAGUUUUAAACAGAAAUCUCGCUUUAUUUUUUGCCAUGUAUAACAGAAAUCCUUGCACCGAUGGCCCCUGUAUACGAAGGUAUGGCCUCGCAAGUGCAAGUGUUCUCCCCUCACACUCUCCAGUCAAGUGCCUUCUUUAGCGUGAAGAAACUGAAGGUGGAGCAGAGUUGUAACUGGGAUAUGACAGGGUACGGCACACACAGCAAAGUCUACAGCCACAACAGCAGCAAGAACGUGUCGGCCGCCAGUGGGCCCCUAGGCAUCAACAGCUCCCUGCAGGUCGCCAGCUCCACCCUGCCCUACGAGCAGGCGCUCAUCUUCCCAGCCAGCGCGGGCCACAUUGUGGUCACCUCAGCCAGCAGCACUUCAGGGGCCGUGGGGUCUCUGCUGGGCAGCGGGGGUGGAGGCAGCAGCAGCAACAGCAGCGGUGGUGGAGGUGGCGGCGGCGGCAGCGGUGUGGGCGGCGGGGUUGGUGUUCACAACCUGACACGCCGCAGCACGGUCAGUCUCCUAGACACCUACCAGCGAUGCGGGCUUAAACGCAAGAGUGAGGAGCUUGAUAACAACAGCAGCGUGCAGAUCAUUGAGGAGCACGGUCCACCGAUGAUCCAGAACGGAGCGGCCAGUGGAGCCACGGUGGCUACAGUGGCCACUGCCACCUCCACGGCAACAUCCAAGAACAGUGGCUCCAACAAUGAGGGGGACUACCAGCUGGUGCAACACGAGGUGCUCUGCUCCAUGACCAACACCUACGAAGUGCUGGAAUUCUUGGGGCGAGGAACCUUUGGGCAGGUGGUCAAGUGCUGGAAGAGGGGCACCAACGAGAUUGUGGCGAUCAAGAUCCUAAAAAACCACCCGUCUUAUGCACGGCAGGGUCAGAUCGAAGUCAGCAUCUUGGCGCGUCUCAGCACGGAGAGUGCAGAUGACUACAACUUUGUGAGGGCUUACGAGUGUUUCCAGCACAAGAACCACACGUGCCUGGUAUUUGAGAUGCUGGAGCAGAACUUGUACGACUUCCUCAAGCAGAACAAGUUCAGCCCCUUGCCGCUCAAAUACAUCAGGCCCGUGCUACAGCAGGUCGCCACAGCACUAAUGAAACUGAAGAGCCUGGGGCUGAUCCAUGCUGACCUGAAGCCAGAGAACAUCAUGCUCGUGGACCCGUCUCGACAGCCCUACAGGGUCAAAGUCAUUGACUUUGGCUCAGCCAGCCAUGUGUCCAAAGCAGUGUGCUCCACCUAUCUGCAGUCCAGAUACUACAGGGCUCCGGAGAUCAUCCUGGGCCUGCCGUUCUGUGAGGCCAUAGACAUGUGGUCCCUGGGCUGUGUGAUAGCUGAGCUCUUCCUGGGAUGGCCCCUCUACCCCGGAGCCUCAGAGUACGAUCAGAUCCGGUACAUCUCACAGACACAGGGUCUGCCUGCGGAGUAUCUGUUGAGCGCAGGGACAAAGACCACCAGGUUCUUCAACAGAGACCCCGACUCGACCUAUCCCCUCUGGAGACUUAAGACUCCAGAGGACCACGAGGGUGAAACGGGGAUCAAGUCCAAGGAGGCUCGCAAGUACAUCUUCAACUGCUUGGAUGAUAUGGCGCAGGUGAACAUGACAUCAGAUCUGGAGGGGAGCGACAUGCUGGCGGAAAAGGCCGACAGGAGGGAGUUCAUCGACUUGUUAACCAAGAUGCUGACCAUCGACGCGGACAAGAGGAUCACCCCCAUCGAAACGCUCAACCACCCCUUCGUCACUAUGUCACAUCUCCUCGAUUUCCCGCACAGCACACACGUGAAGUCGUGCUUCCAAAAUAUGGAGAUCUGUAAGCGUCGUGUCAACAUGUACGACACGGUCAACCAGAGCAAGACGCCCUUUAUCACCCAUGUGGCCCCCAGCACCUCCACCAACCUCACCAUGACCUUCAACAACCAGCUGAACACUGUGCACAGCCAGGCCACCAACCUGGCUCCCUCCUCCACCACCAACAAUGCCACCCUUUCCUUUGCAAGUCCUGAUGUCUCCAUACUAAACUACCAAUCUGCACUCUACCAGCCCUCAGCUGCCUCCAUGGCAGCCGUGGCCCAGAGGAGCAUGCCCCUGCAGCCGGGGGCUCCUCAGCUCUGCGCUGCCCGGCCCGACCCUUUCCAGCAGGCGCUCAUCGUCUGCCCACCUGGCUUCCAAGGGCUGCAGGCGUCCCCCUCCAAGCACACCAGUUACUCUGUGCGGAUGGAGAAUGCUGUUCCCAUAGUGACGCAGGCCCCUGGUGCCCAGCCUCUGCAGAUCCAACCUGGCCUGCUUACACAGCAGGCCUGGCCCAGCGGCACCCAGCAGAUCCUGCUGCCUCCAGCCUGGCAGCAGCUCACCCACACCUCAGUCCAGCAUGCCACUGUCAUCCCCGACUCCAUGAGCAGCACACAGCCUCUCGCCAACUGGAGGAAUUCCCACCCUCAUGGCAGCCAUUAUAAUCCCAUCAUGCAGCAGCCAGCCUUGUUGGCUGGCCACGUCACGCUCCCAUCCAACCAGACGCUCAAUGUGGGAGUGGCACAUGUUAUGAGGCAGCACUCAACCAAUAACAGCUCCUCUUCCAAAAAGAACAAACAGCACCAGAUGUCUGCCAGGAACAUGUCAGCCUACGAGGUGUCAUCCUCCCAGGCGGUGCUGUCCCCGCAGCGCUCCAAGAGGGUGAAGGAGAACACGCCCCCACGUUGCGCUGUGCUACAGAACAGCUCGGCCUCCAACUGUCCGCCCCCGCAGCCGUGCGGGGGCAGCGGGUGGGGGGCUGGCGAAGCGGAGCAGGCUUCCAGCACCACACGCGACCAUCAGCACCAGCACCACGUCCCCAGACAGACCAUCAUCAUCCCUGACACGCCCAGCCCCGCAGUCAGCAUCAUUACCAUCAGCAGCGACACAGAUGAGGAGGAUGACCACAAACAGAACAACAGCUCAUCUUCAAAGCAGAGGAAGAAUGUCAUCAGUUGUGUGACGGUCCAUGAUUCACCCGACUCCGACUGCUCCAGCAACAACAGCCCCUACACUGUGGAGUCCAGACCCCCCAACAACAACAGCUACGACACAAAGACCACCAUACUGGACAACUACAACAAUGGGAACCCCCGGACCAUUAUCAUCCCCCCUCUCAAAACCCAGAACAGUGAGGCCCCGAAUGAGUGUGAGCGCCUGAUGCCAGCAGAUGCAAUGAACCAUCAGAAUUCAGCUUACAAGUUCAAAUCCUCCAAUGGAGUGGUGUCUGGCAAUAAUCACGUACCAGGGGGCAUGACUGGAGGCGGGUCCUACAGACAGCAGCGCUCAGGGCCACACCCCCUCCAGCAGCAGCCUCUAAAUCUCAGCCAGGCCCAGCAGCACAUGGUAGCCGAGCGAAACGGAGGUCAUCGGCGCCAGCAGGCCUACAUCACCCCCACCAUCGCCACUCAGGCCCCGUACUCCUUCCAUCACAACAGCCCCUCUCACACGGGCAACGUCCACCCGCACUUGGCCGCCACACACCUGCCUAGCCAGCCCCACCUCUACACCUACACGGCUCCUGCCGCUCUGGGCUCCACCGGCACCGUGGCCCACCUGGUUGCGUCGCAAGGCUCUGCGCGCCAUGCGGUCCAGCACGGAAGCUACCCACCAAGCAUCGUCCACCAGGUCCCAGUCAGCAUGGGCCACCGUGUGUUGCCCUCGCCCACCCUGCACCACAGUCAGUACCAGGCCCAGUUCGCCCACCAGGCCUACAUCAGCGCCUCGCCCGCCUCCACUGUCUACACUGGAUACCCGCUGAGCCCCACCAAGGUCAACCAGUACCCUUACCUCUAGAGAAGACACUGACUGACACUGGAGAGCCUGACCCAGCACUGCUGCUCCCCCUCCCUCCUGAGCCCACCCGCCCCUGAGCCCCUUUGACAUCCUGAACAUCCUCUCCUCAACCUCAGACAUAAACAAAGACAGAGGAACAUGCAAUCCUUAUGAAACUGUCACAUAUAACUUGAAGAUGUAACGACAGAGAGAAAAAGAAACAAAAGAUUCACAGCCUCUCUAGAAGGGAAAGAUGAAUUUCAGAGGGGUACAGUUCAAGAUGUCUUCUUUCAGUUUUGUUUUUUUCCUUCCUGAAAGGGCCAGUUUUUUGCUUUGAUUUGUCUAUUCUUCGCUUUACUUUAUGAGGAAAGUAAUGUCUCAUUAGUUUUACAGGGAGGUUUGAAAGAGGCCUUUUGGGACAGUGGAGGUUUUCUGGUUUGUUUUCUUUUAUUUUCCCCUCUUAAAUUUGGGAAGUGACUGUUGAACAGGGGUUACUGACUGGAAGUUUGGAAUCCCAAGAGUUUUGGGAGAAGGUGAAAUACGGAAACCUGCUGCUCUUCAAAGAAAAAAAUAUUGAUGGCCUUGAACUGUCUUAAUAUUUCCAAAUCAUUCAUGGUGUGGGGAGAAAGGAGAGGCAACUUCCCCCGCUCCACCUUCUCUGGUUCGAGGAGGCUUCUGGAAAUAUAACCAACAGAAGACAACAAACUUUUUAGUGUAUUUAUAGAUAUUUUUCCUUUUUUUGUUUCACCUUUUACGACGAUAAUUCAGUUUUAGCUAGGUGUCUUAGCUGGGCCCCGUUCUUAGAAUGUAGCAGUCUGCACCUGUUUGUUUUAAGAUUUUUUUUUUUCCUGAUACCAAUAGAUUUUUUUUUUUUUUGUUCCUCUUUUUUCAAUGUGAUUGCACAAAGUGGUUAUAAUAACAUAGGCAUGUACAACGUGAUUGUCUGUGUGUGCUACUGUCAGCCAUGCGUGUGUAGUCCACCUCCUCAAAACCCUCUUCAGUCGUUAGGUUUUGACCAUUGUUCCCUCGUAGUGCCUUACAGAUAUAAUGACACAGUUUACUUGGCUUGGAUCCUGAAAGCCACACGAGACUAUAGCUAUACUUAGAGAGACAUGUUUCCCUGGUUUGACACCCGAGUCGGGGCAGUUGUAGCUCUCUUCCAGGUGUAGGCUCGUUCCUUGCUGUUUCUCGUCCCUGAUGACAGCUGACUAUAGAUGAUGAAGAUUAAUGUCAGAGUUGGUAUCACGCUGAGCUAUUUUAUGAUGUGUGCAUGAGAUAACUUGCCUGGGGUACUUACCAAAGUCAUAGAUAAAUUGUUGUUACAUUUGCUCUGGAUAUUAAUGUAAAUAUGAAAAUGUACAGUAUAGCUGUAGCUGUAAACCUCUAUCGCAGUGGCACCCAAAAUGUUGCUUUAGUUUGGAACAUAUUUGUUGUUGGUAUUUUUUGUUGUUUUUUUUUUUUACUCAUACAAGGGAAUUCAUGCAUCGUGAUUACAGAGCAGAGAUAUUAACUCAGUUUUCAUGUACAGGGAAUGAGUUACAGUAAAAUGUUUGCGACACAGUAGCAGUCGUUUUUUUUUUUUUUUUUUUUUUUUUAAAGGAUAAAAGCUAGUCCGAAAGAAGGGCCUGACAGAAAGUGAUUGUUGCCACGAGGGUGAUUCUGUGAGGCUAUGGAAGUAGCCUGGCUGCAGCAAAGAGACAGAGUAUCGAGGGUUGUUUGAGCGAGAUACUGUGUAGGCACGAGUGAGGGGGGCUGGUUGAAAGCAUAGGGUCAGUUUAGGUAGGGACUGUGGAGGGCACGGUGAAACUCUCUAUCUUAAAUGGGACUAAAAUGGUAGCAAGUUGGCACUGAGCAGGUUGAUAGUAACACUGAGCCCGCGUGGUUGGUAGGAGCCGCAAGGGGGCACUACCUUACCUUGAAUGCACACUUCGAAUUCUGACAUGAAUCCUUUUGUUGUCGUCUUUUUUUUUUUUUUUUUUUUUGCUUGCUGUUGCUGUUCGUUUCUCCAGCAAAGAUAAUUGGAAGUUACUUGUUUGCGUUUGAGGUUUGGGUAGCAUCGCAGAGCUGCAGGAACAGAACAGAAGGGAAAUGCCACAGCAUACACCUGGAAGGGCACCUUGUGGACGAUUUGUUGCCACUGUCCAUUUGUCUUCGAACCCGAUACACCACAGACAUCGCCACGCCAGCCAGAUGGGAUACCUGAACACGUAGAGAACCAAUAGGGCUGUCGCUUUGUGUGUUUGCUGCUUGAUUUAACAGACAUCAUUUAUUCUUGUAGCCGAUGAUACAAAUAAUCUCCUCUGUUCAUUUUGUCCUCUUGAACAUGGGCACAUCAGAACUGCUGGUGGUUUUAGUGAAAGCCUUCCCCUCUCCUUCUUGGUAUGCCAUAGUACUUGCAUUUGAAGUGAUUUUUUUUUUUUUUUUUUUUUUUUUUUUAACUUAACAUUAUCUUGAACUUUUUUGACAUGGCUGUAGUACAUGUUGUGUUUAUUUUUAGAGAUUGUUGCAAUAAUUCUCGUGGAUGUUUUAUCAGAGUGUGUGUGUGUGUUUUUAUUAUAUGUCAGGCUCAUUUCUAUUUUGUAACCUGGGGGUUGGUGUACAGUAAUAUUUAGUAUUCCGUGGAGGUGGGUGCACCUGUGUAAAGUGUUGCAACACUGCUGAUGAUAGUAAGUGUUGAGUUGAUGAUAAUCCAAUGGGGCUCUUAUAGAUACAUACUUGGCUUGAGGGUGCCACACCCCAGAGUGGUCUUUCAUCCUGGUACUUGUUUCCCCAAAAUAACUCUCCACUCCCCGUCAGCUCCAGCAUGCAAAGCCUUGGGUCCGGGCACUUAAAGAUGUGAUUACAUAGUACGUUGCUGGUUACAUCAUUCUUCUCUGUUCUGUUGUUGUCUUUUUAUUUUAUUUGAUCUACUUAAUUUCCUCUAGGUCAUUGGGGCCUAAGCACACACGCGCAGAAGGGAGAUGAUUUUUCCAUUGAAAUCUUUUGGCUCCUCUGUUAUGAGACAGACUACUGAAACAUUCCACUGUUUGAGGGAAUUUGGCGUUACCCAUGCUACACUGCUGUCCUGUCCCCACUCUUGUCAGCACGGGGACGGUGUCGUCACGCUCUGACUUUUCCGCUCCUCCCACCAAAGAAUUAAACUGAUUGACCAUGUACAGCACAGCACAGUACAGUACAAGCAAUCCUCUACAACGUUGCUAGAGCAUAUAGGCAAUAACUUCUGGUCAUGUUGUUUUAACCCCCCCACCCCCACCCCAACCAAGUGCAUGUGUGCAUAAGAUGUACAAGUACACAGGGAGGAUUUAACGUACUUCAUGUAUACAGCACAGUCUUGAGUUUGUUUAGAAUUUAGACAUUCAGCUAUGAGAAGCGCUGCAGUCUGUUUUGAAGCUUUCUCUGUAUUUACUUUCAUUACUCUUCACACUUGGCCCCUGUCGAGACUGAAUGAUCGAUAUUUGUCUAACCUCUCUCCAAAUUGUUUUAUAAGCCAGUUAUUUUUUACGCUGUUCAUGUUGUAGCUUUAUUGGUGUUGUAAGAAAAUGAAUUUGUAAAAAGAAAAAAGGAAAAAAAAGUUUGUUUUACAUUAGCGUGCCAUGGAAUAGAAUGACCUGUAAAAAUGAAUUAAUCAAAAAAAAAAAAAAAGUACCAACUAUACCUUUAAAACCACGGUCACCUGCGCAAAAAUGAAUGUAAUAUGUGACCUGCGACAUCUGAAAUGGCUUUAGAUCUUUCUCAGUGGGUGACCAUUUAAUUUAAUUUCUACACUGUUUGUGGCCAUGCAUGAUGCAAUAAUUAUACAUCUGAUCUCCAGCAAAAUCCCAUAUGAGACAAAUAAUGUAAAAUUACCACUGUCCUCAUGAUUAGGGUUUAUAGAGUAAUCACUAUUUUCUCAAAUGAAGCAUCCAAUUAAGAGAAGCCCUAUAUGCGCAACAUUGUGGGAAAUAACUUGACAUGUAUGAUACCUUUGUCUAUCACGCUGUUUCACAUAACCAAUGUUUUGUGUUUUAUAAAAAAAAAGAAAAAAGAAGGGGAAUCAGAAAUGUGAGCAUUAACGUAGAUCGAGUGACCUUACAAUUACCAAAAUGUGCUUAAGUAGAGUGUAAAAAUGUUUUGUGUUGUUGAGGUGAGCAUAGCCUUCCCAGCUAGCGACUUUAUUGUUAGAGUACUGCCUUCCAAAUAACCAACAAUACCUCUAAAGCUUUAAGGUGACAUUUAAAUCAGAGAAAACUGAAUAAGGCAGCAUCUCACUCUCUAUGAAGCCUGGCAUUCUCCUAUUAAAUACACUCAAAACUUCCAACUCUGCUCAUGGUGUUGUUGUGAAUAGUCCUCCUGGAGCUUUGGCAACACCAAGAAACAUUCCUGAGAGCAUGGCACACAGUGCUAUACAUUAGUCUUCUUCAGACAAACUCCUCUAAGGUGACUUGAAGCUAAGCAAGAAGUGAACAGACAGCCUGCAACAGAAACCCACACACUCUUACAGGUAAUAAAAAAAAUAAAUCAUUUGGUAAAGUCGCAGCUGCUUCCCAAAGUACAAAAGGGUUAGGAGCAGGUGUUAGGUGGAUUAAUCAUAUGCUGAUGUACUUUGUGCCACCAGGAAAUUCAUAAUCUAACUACACAAGCAUUCUUAAAGCCCUUUUGGAUAUGAGUGUAUGUUUUUUUUUUGUUUUUUUUUUAACUUUUGUUGAGGAGAUCUGCUCCUUUUGCUGGCUAUUCCUUGGGGGAAUUCAGGGUGAGGUGGUCAAGGUUUGAUGCCAUCACUGAUCGAGGCUGUCAGGUGAUUGCAACGUAUGAAUUUAAGAACCAAAACUGAUUCAAUUAUUAUUCUUUUCCCUACCAUAUUUGUUUAUUCUAAUUUGUGCACAACCAGGCAAGGAUGUGAAUUAAUUUCCACCACCUUUAAAUCCCCAAUUUGAAGAUGUUUAGAUCCUAAUUUACAUGAAUGGAAAAUGUUGCUUUUCCGACUAAUUGCAGAGAGCUCUCUAGCCAAAGUCAGCUAUUUUUGUAGUGUUAAAUUGAACAAACGGAAUCUGGAAGUGGUAGACCAAAGCUGGGUUCAAAUACAGAUUUGCCUGUUUACACUGCAAAAAUAUCCAUCUUACCCUAGAGUUCAUGUCAAAGUCACAAUCCCUUUUAGUAAGUCCUCAAAAUUAUAAUUGUGAAUUAGUGUAGCUGGAGUGCUUAGAUAGCUAUUGCACAGCAACCUUUUUGCAAGUGAUACAUCAGUUUAUUUACAUUUUCUAAAGACCUAAGAGUGCAUCAAACCCUGACCCCCUUUUGUGUCCAUUGCUGUAUGGUUUCUCGAUGGUGUAAAAUCUCAUUCUUUGUCGAUAAAGCUAAUGUGUGCUGCAGUAUUUCCUAAUAUACUUCUUUGUUAAUUGUCUUUUCUUAUUUACUUUUGUUUAUCGGGGUGUGAUGUCUCAUUAUUUCAAUCUGUUGAUGUAGCGUUCUAUGUAUACCCUGUUCCUUAGCCUAAUAUUAUUAAGUAUGUUAUGAGAAUGGAUAUUUUACUGGCUUUAUAGAAUGUUUAAAUAAAUAUAAUAAUGACAAUAAGAAGAAGGAUUAAUUAAACCUCCUAACAAGUUGAGUACUUGCUACUAAGCGCUUGUGUUACCAUUAUGAUGUUGUGUGCUUCUCUUAAUCAUUUUCGUUGUAGAAAAAUGGAGUGAAUUUAUAUUAGGCUUCGAAAAAACUAAUGAUAGCAUUGUAAAUUUUACAGGAGGAUUUUAACAGACAAACAGCUUCGUCAAAUAGAAGAAUAUAGUUAUUUUAAUUGUCCUCUUUACUAACUGUAGGGUGAGAAGGGGCUCGCGUUGUGGUGAACUAUGUUAUAGCUUGUUAUUCACUGUUACUUUUGAUCAUUUUUUCGGUCUCCGAGGUGAAUCGAGUUAUUAAUGAGAAUUUGUAUGCUCACAUAUGCAUAUUGUAUAUGUGUAGAAAUGUAAUCACACUUUGUCUUGGAUUUACAUUAAACUGUUAAGUCACGG